CUUAAAUGGUUGCUUACGAACCCUAUCGAGUUCAAUUUUCCAUAGAUUAAACUUGAAAAUCUUCGCUUGGAAUACAAUCUAUCUUGCAAAAUCUUGCAUUUCACUAAUCUUCAAAAAAUCUCCACCUGAUUUUGAUCACUAACAGCCCACCCAAUUCCGUCACAAUCCCUCUUACUUCUCGCUCUGAACCCAAAUCCCCUUUCUAGAUCUCUCCCCCCAUCGAUUUCUACAGAAACCCACAUGCCUAGGAUCAACUCAAUCGAACCCAGAUUCUUAAUUUUGCUCAUCGAUCACUAGUUUCGAGUGAAAACCAGUUUGGCAUUGUGUUCAUGAUGGUGGAGACCUCGAUUCUUGGUGGGCGGUUCAAUAACCAGAGGAUUGAUUUCAAGCGAUGCGUUCCGGCGUUCUUCUCGACGUACAGGACGCUGUUUACAGUGCUGUGGAUCGCGGCGGUUGCCACGAUUUUUCUCUGGAUGAGUACUAUUCGUGAUGGGUUCUUUUUUCUGCGGCCAGUCUCGAGCAGGCCGUUGCCGAGGCUGCGGCCUGUUGCGUUUAAUUUGACGGAUUUUGGAGCUGUUGGUGAUGGGGUGACUUUGAAUACCGAAGCCUUUGAAAGGGCUAUUUUGGCUAUUUCGAAGUUGAGGAGCAAAGGUGGAGGGCAGCUUAAUGUGCCUUCAGGGCGGUGGCUUACGGCUCCGUUUAAUCUUACUAGUCAUAUGACUUUGUUUUUGGAUGAAGAUGCUGUUAUUUUAGGGAUUCAGGAUGAAAAAUAUUGGCCACUGAUGCCUCCUUUGCCUUCCUAUGGGUAUGGAAGAGAGCACAUUGGACCUCGGUAUGGGAGUUUGAUUCAUGGUCAAAAUCUCAGAGAUGUUGUAAUAACAGGGCAUAAUGGUACCAUCAACGGACAGGGGCAAACAUGGUGGAAGAAAUAUCGGCAGAAGCUUCUUAACCACACUAGGGGCCCCCUAGUUCAGAUCAUGUGGUCAAGGGAUAUUGUGAUUAGCAAUAUAACUUUGCGUGACUCUCCGUUUUGGACGCUUCAUCCAUACGACUGUAAGAAUGUUACUAUCCGGAAUGUAACGAUCUUGGCCCCUGUACACGAUGCACCAAAUACGGAUGGAAUCGAUCCUGAUUCAUGUGAAGAUAUGCUGAUCGAGGAUUGUUACAUAAGCGUGGGAGACGACGGUAUUGCAAUUAAGAGUGGUUGGGAUCAAUAUGGCAUUGCUUACAGGCAGCCCUCGAAAAACAUACGGAUUCGAAACGUUGUUCUUCAAUCUAUGGUUAGCGCCGGUAUAUCGAUUGGGAGCGAGAUGUCAGGUGGUGUAUCGGGCAUCACGGUAGAGAACGUCGUGGUGUGGAACUCCAGGCGUGGUGUCCGGAUCAAAACUGCUCCAGGAAGAGGAGGAUACGUGCAAGACAUCAGUUAUCGUAAUCUGACCCUCGACGUCGUUCGUGUUGGGAUUGUCAUAAAGACAGACUACAACGAACACCCAGACGAAGGAUACGAUCCAAAAGCAGUUCCAGUGCUGAAGGACAUAAGCUUCACAAGCAUCCACGGACAGGGAGUUCGAGUACCGGUCCGAAUGCACGGUAGCGAAGAAAUUCCAGUGAGAAACGUGACGUUCAGGGAUAUGUCAGUGGGGAUAACAUACAAGAAGAAACAUAUAUUCCAAUGUGCAUUUGUUUACGGACGAGUUAUAGGAACCAUCUUCCCAGCUCCUUGUGACAACCUGGACCGAUACGACGAGCAAGAACGACUAGUUAAACGCUCUGCUGCCCAGAAUGCAACCGACAUCGAUUACGACUUUUGAAUAGGUAGAUCAUUUGAUGAAAUCACUGAACACUGCUGCUUUUUUACUUCUGUUUCUACCAGUUAAACACUCUCUACAAUGUCUAUUUUUAUGGCUUUGAUUACAAUUUUGUUUGCUGGAGUUUGUACAUAAACAAAAAGAAAAACCCUUUUAUUAGAGAGAGCAAACGACAAAGGUUUGAAUUUC
Cucurbita maxima (winter squash) is the source of this 1997-nucleotide messenger RNA. Its product is annotated as probable polygalacturonase. Bases 330 to 1811 code for a protein of 493 amino acids. Lineage: Eukaryota; Viridiplantae; Streptophyta; Magnoliopsida; Cucurbitales; Cucurbitaceae. The record is from RefSeq and is a predicted model, not a curated record. Gene Ontology annotation, molecular function: polygalacturonase activity. The transcript has 5 exons. Gene Ontology annotation, biological process: carbohydrate metabolic process.